Hemiscyllium ocellatum (epaulette shark) is the source of this 3934-nucleotide messenger RNA. RefSeq names its product myosin binding protein Ca (gene mybpc2a). The transcript is spliced from 32 exons. Bases 32 to 3667 code for a protein of 1211 amino acids. Gene Ontology annotation, molecular function: protein binding. The record is from RefSeq and is a predicted model, not a curated record. NCBI's taxonomy places the organism in Eukaryota, Metazoa, Chordata, Chondrichthyes, Orectolobiformes, Hemiscylliidae.
UGGGAGCGGAGCAGCAGCGAGACCACACACCAUGCCGGAACCGAAGAAACCAGCUGGCUUCACCAAGAAGCCGCAGAGCCAGACGGGAACAGUGGGUGGGAAGGUAGAGUUUGUGGUGGAGGUGGACAAGCCGAACGUGAAGGUGAAAUGGCAGAAAGAUGGGAAGGAUCUCAUCGCUGGACCCAAGUACACGAUCAAGGCGGAGGGGAAGAAACACACGUUGACCAUCAACCACCUGGCCAAGCAGGAUGACUCUGUUUAUAUAGCAGUGGUGGGCACGGUGAAGGAGAAGUUUGAGCUCCAAAUUAAGGAAGCUGAAAAAAGUGCAGAACCAGAGACUGCAGCAGCCACCAAAGCCCCUGCUGAAGAACAGAGUCGCAGUGAACUUCCUGAAGAUGACACAGCCCCUGCUGAUGCACAUCAAAACCUGACUGGCCUCUUCAUUGAGAAGCCAGAAACAACAUCAGCUCUCAUUGGUAGCAGUCUCUGUCUGGUCGCUAAGGUUGACUCGAGCAAUCUUCAGAAGAAGCCAACCAUCAAAUGGUUCAAAGGGAAAUGGAUGGAUCUCAGCAGUAAAGCUGGGAAAGUGUACCAGUUCAAGGAGCAGUACGACAGCAAGUCAAAGAUUUACACCUAUGAGAUGAAAAUAGCUAAAGUUGAUAAGACCAUUGCAGGUGGUUACAGAUGUGAAGUGACCUCAAAAGAUCAGUUUGACAGUGUGGCUUUUGAUAUCACUGUUGAAGCAUCAGUGGAGGAGAGUAACCUUCUGACAACUUUUAAGCGAACAGCUGCAGCUGGAGAAGAUGCUGGGGAGCUGGACUUCAGUGGAUUGCUGAAGAAGAGGGAGGUCAAAGUUCAGGAAACUCCGAAGGAAGAGGUUGAUGUCUGGGAAAUCCUGAAAAAUGCCAAGCCUUGUGACUAUGAGAAAAUAGCCUUCCAAUAUGGCAUCACGGAUCUGCGUGGCAUGCUGAAGAGACUGAAGAAGAAAAAGAGGGUGGAGAAGAAGAGUGAAGCGUUUGCUAAGAGGCUGGAGAGUGCGUAUCAGGUGGACAAAGGAGGGAAGAUUCGAAUGGCCAUCGAACUAGCGGGACACAACAUGGAUGUGAAGUGGCUGAAGAAUGGGAAAGAAAUCAGACCAAGCGCCAGGUUCAUCUUUGAGGUCAUCGGGCUGAAGAGGGUUCUGACCAUUAAGAACUGCAUACUGGCAGAUGAUGCAGAGUAUGAGUGUAUUGUGGGUGAUGAUAAGUGCGUGGCUGAUCUCUUUGUCAGGGAGCCUCCUGUUGUCAUCACUGUCCCCUUGGAUGACCAACAUGUAUUUGUGGAUGACCGGGUUGAGUUUGACUGUGAGGUCUCAGAGGAAGGAGCAGUCGUAGUCUGGACAAAGAAUGGGGUAGAGUUGACCCGAGAAGAUUCCCUGAAGUACCGUAUUAAGAAGAGUGGGAAGAAGCAUAUGUUGAUCAUCAAUGAUGCCUCCAAGGAGGAUGCAGGCCGCUAUAAGAUUGCGACUAACGGAGGGGAAUCAGAAGCUGAUUUGAUUGUGGAAGACAAGGUCCUGGAGGUGUUGCAGAGUUUCGCUGACCUGACAUUGAAGGCCCAGGAGCAGGCAGUCUUCAAAUGUGAGGUCUCCGAUGAAAAGGUGACAGGCAAGUGGCUGAAGAACGGGAUUGAGGUCAAGCCCAGCAAGCGCAUUCACAUCACCCAUAAGGGCAGGUUUCACAAGCUGGUCAUUGAUGACAUCACACCGGAUGAUGAAGCUGAUUACACGUUCAUUCCAGAUGGUUAUGCUCUCUCCAUCUCUGCCAAGCUCAACUUUUUAGAGAUCAAAAUCGACUACGUCCCCCGCCAAGAGCCUCCUAAGAUCCACCUUGACUGCACAGGCAGUGUGGUUUCCCAGAAUACCAUUGUGGUGGUCGCAGGUAACAAAGUCCGACUGGAUGCUGAUGCCAGUGGUGAGCCCCCUCCCACUAUUACCUGGUACAAGACUGACCAGGUACUCACAGACGUAGAAGGACGCCUACGUAUUGAGACAAAGAACAAUAUCAGCAGUCUGGUGUUGGAGGGUGCACUGAGAGAAGAUGAGGCAAAAUACAGCAUUCUGGUGCAGAACCCAGCAGGCGAAGAUAAGGCCACCAUCUUUAUCAAAGUUGUUGAUGUCCCUGACCCCCCUGAGAAUGUCAAGAUCAUCGGCAUUGGAGAGGAUUGGUGUACCGCGGGAUGGGAUAUUCCAAAGUAUGAUGGUGGCCAGCCCAUUACAGGUUACCUGCUGGAAAGGAAGAAGAAAACGAGCAUGAGGUGGAUGAAGUUGAACUUUGAACCUCUCCAAGAAACGACCUUCACUGCCACUCGGAUGAUUGAGGGCUGCCUCUACGAGAUGCGGGUAUUCGCUGUGAAUGGUAUCGGCAUCUCGCAGCCUAGCGCCUCCUCCAGGACAUUCAUGCCACUUGCUGUGCCCGGUGAGCCGUCGCACUUGUGUGUUGAGGAUGUCACUGACACCACAACCACCCUGAAGUGGAGGAUGCCUGAGAAGAUUGGUGCUGGAGGUGUGGAUGGAUACCUGAUUGAAUACUGCAAGGAAGGCUCCAAUGAGUGGAUUGCAGCCAACACUGAGCUGGUGGAGCGUCUUGGAUUCACCGUGAAAAACCUCCCGACAGGAGAGAAGAUUAAUUUCCGUGUGCGGGCAGUAAACAUAGCUGGAAAAAGCGAGCCCGCAAUUCUCUCCCAAUCAGUCACUAUCCGCGAGAUUGUCCAACACCCAAAAAUCUGGGUACCACGGCAACUGAGACACACAUUCAUCCGCAGAGUCGGCCAACAAAUCAAUCUAGUGAUUCCUUUCCAGGGCAAGCCACGACCUGUGGUCACAUGGUUGAAAGAUGGCCAGCCAUUGGAUACUAAGCAAGUCAGUACCCGCAACAGCGAAGUGGACACUAUUCUCUUUAUUCGAAGUGCUGAGCGCAGUCACUCUGGGAAGUAUGAACUCAGUGUUCAGAUUGAGAACUUAAUUGACAAGGCAACAAUCAAAAUUCAGGUUGUUGAUAAACCUGGGCCCCCAGAGAGCCUGAAGAUUGUAGAUGUCUGGGGAUUCAAUGCUAGUAUAGAGUGGACCCCACCGAAGGAUACCGGCAACACGGAAAUCACUGGCUACACCAUUCAGAAAGCGGACAAGAAAACCAUGGAAUGGUUCACUGUGUAUGAACAUAACCGCAAACCCCACUGCACCAUCUCCGAUCUCAUCAUGGGUAACGAGUACUACUUCCGUGUCUUCAGUGAGAACAUCUGUGGCCUAAGUGACAGCCCAAGAACAUCGAAAAAUACGGCCUACAUCCAGAAAGACAGCAAAAUCUACAAUCCUUCACCAUUCAAGGAACAUGACUUUAGCCAUGCACCGAAAUUCACGCAGCCUCUGUUGGAUCGUUCUAUUAUAGCAGGUUACACAGCAAAGCUGAGCUGCUCUGUCCGAGGUUGCCCUAAACCGAAGAUUAUCUGGAUGAAGAACAAGAUGGCGAUCAUAGAUGAUCCCAAGUUCCUGAUGCAUCACAACCAAGGCGUCCUGACACUGCAGAUCCGUAAGCCAAGCUCCUUCGAUGGAGGAAUGUAUACCUGCAAGGCAAUAAACGACCUGGGUGAAGAUGAGGUGGAGUGUAAGCUGGAAGUGAGAGUUCCUCAGUAAAAUGCGCCCGGUGUAAUGCAGCUACUGUAUGGUUAUGUUUUGAAGUGGUGGUGCUUCUCAAUCUGACCUCUCGCCCUAUGACCUGCAGGCAGUUUUCCCAGAAUGCAUGGCAAUCAUUUUCCUCAGGCAGCGAAGGAUGAUGGGAGCGACGCCAACCUUUUUCCCAAAAUGGACAUGGCAACUUUUGUCUGCAUUAAUAUUUGAAAGCAUUACUCUGUUUCACAGUGUUAUGUCGCCCAUAUUUAUAUUUAGUGAAAAUAAAGCGAU